This is a messenger RNA of Arvicola amphibius (Eurasian water vole), 936 nucleotides long. Its product is annotated as vomeronasal type-1 receptor 90-like. NCBI's taxonomy places the organism in Eukaryota, Metazoa, Chordata, Mammalia, Rodentia, Cricetidae. Gene Ontology annotation, cellular component: membrane. Bases 19 to 936 code for a protein of 305 amino acids. Gene Ontology annotation, biological process: G protein-coupled receptor signaling pathway. The transcript has a single exon. Gene Ontology annotation, molecular function: pheromone receptor activity. The record is from RefSeq and is a predicted model, not a curated record.
UAAAUACACUUUAUACUUAUGUCCUCAUUAAAGAAUGUUCUCAAUUUCCAAGCUGGACUUGGAGCCCUGGUCAAUAUGUUUCUCCUUGUUUUCUACAUUUUCAUAAUCCUAUGUCACAGACCUAAGCCCACGGACAUGAUCUCCUGUCAAUUGGCCUUCAUUCACAUAGUGCUGGUCCUCGCUGGAGUGGAUAUUUGGCUUUGGGACAUAUUUGAGUCACUGGACAUUGAUAAUGACUUCAAAUGUAAGACAACCUUUUACAUACAUAGGGUGAUGAGAGGCCUCUCUGUCUGUGUCACCUGCCUCCUGAGUGUGUUCCAGGCUGUCACUAUCAGUCCCAGUACCUCUUUGUUGGCAAAAUUUAAAUAUAAACUAAAAAAAUACAUGAUUUGUGCUUUCUUAUUUAUUUGGUCUUUCAACUUAUCAUUCAGUAGCAGCCAGAUCUUCUAUGCUGGUGCUUUUACCAACGUUAGUGAGAACAACCAGAUGAAGGUUACUAAAUUCUGCUCACUCUUCCCUAUGAACUACAUCAUCAGGGUAAUGAUUUUAACAAUGGCAACCUCCAGAGAUGUAUUUCUUGUAGUAGUUAUGCUGACCACAAGUGCAUACAUGGUGAUUUUCUUGUUCAGACAUCAGAGACAAUGCAAGCAUCUUCACUGCCUCAGCCACCCAGGUUCAUCCCCUGAGAAAAAGGCCACCCAGACCAUCUUGCUGCUGGUGGUUUUCUUUGUGUUCAUGUAUUUGGUGGACUUCAUCAUCUCAUCUGCUGCAGUCCUGUUAUGGAUGUAUGACCCAGUCAACCUGAGCAUUCAGAAAUUUGUGAUGAAUGUCUAUCCCACAAUUACUCCUUUGGUACAAAUCAGUUCUGAUAGCAGAGUAAUUGAUAUACUGAAAAGUUUGUGGUCAAAGUGUCACAAGAGUUUUUUAAAAGGGUAA